Molecule: messenger RNA, 694 nt
Organism: Linum trigynum
Lineage: Eukaryota; Viridiplantae; Streptophyta; Magnoliopsida; Malpighiales; Linaceae
Source: the annotation of a GenBank genome assembly
CAUCGCUCCUGAAACUUACCCUGCCCUAGGUUUUGGUAUUUCUUCUCGAUCGAUCGCGUUUCUGUCUCUUUCGACCUCUUGAUCACUAACGAACGAGCCAUGUCUCGCUUCUCCCUCAGCCAUCGCGGGUACGUCUAUCUCUGCCUUACUUUCAGCACCUUAAACCUCUGCACUGUCUCGAUCAACUGGCAAUAUGGCAACAAGCAUCAGAGAGUUGCAAGGGAGAAUCUUGAAGCUCUGAUUCGAGCUGCUGAUGCUAAUUUUCAAUUGGCUCAAGAGAGGGAUUCGGAAUACAGGUUCUCGGCUCAAAAGCAGAAGAAGAUGGAGGAUGAGAGAGAUGCUUAGGCUGUUCAACCCAGAGUGGGUGAAGGUGAAGAUGAAGGAAACGAGGAGGAGGAGAAGAAGAAGGCUGAUUGCAUGCCAUUAGUUUGUUUGUUCUUCUUUUAAUUCGCUUGUAAAGUUUGUACUGAAAACACCAUUUUCAAUAUAUAUAAGAAUUAGGUUCGUGAAACUGUGGCUUACAACUGGAAACAUGUACCAAAUAAUCCUUCUCUUCUUCAGUUCUUCCCGUCUUAGCUUCCUGUUUGCAAAAUUCGUUCUUACAAGUUUCUUGCCUAAAUUCUGUGUGAUUUCUUUAUUCUAUUCAUCGCCAGCUUGUUGCUUUGCCUGCAGGUAAUUAAGGUUUCUCUCCAGG